This is a messenger RNA of Aspergillus nidulans FGSC A4, 2613 nucleotides long. RefSeq names its product protein phoW. Bases 1 to 2613 code for a protein of 870 amino acids. Lineage: Eukaryota; Fungi; Ascomycota; Eurotiomycetes; Eurotiales; Aspergillaceae. Gene Ontology annotation, cellular component: chromatin; nucleus. The transcript is spliced from 8 exons. The record is from RefSeq and is a predicted model, not a curated record.
AUGUCUGCAGUCGCUCCGUCGGCCGUCAGCGCCCAAGGUCACAGUGCUCGUCAGUCCGCGCGCCAAACGAGGACAAACCCCUCGCGCACAUCCAAAACCCUUGGGCGCUCCUCCUUUGCCUAUGGGCACUCAUCAAUGGUGGAUUCUGUAUCAUCACCUGUUCCGCAUGGCUUCUAUCCAGCCCUGACCCAUUUUACGGACGCCAUAACCGCCCUUCCGCGCGAAUUUCGACGGCAUAAUUCGCUACUGAAAGAGGUCGAUGCUAAGGCUUGGGCUCUUGAGGAUAAUCUACUGCAGCUUUUGAAGGCUGCAUCAGAGUCGCAGCCGACUCCAUACCCGCCUAAUCCUGCGCCUAUCAUCGAAGGAGUUGUCCGAGAGGAUCUCUUACCUGCUGACUCUUCCCGUCCCCCCGAAUCCUCGGAGAGCAAGAACCGCCGCGCCCUUUUCGAUCGUGUUCGACAUACCCUCUCCGAUCUUAUGAUGACGGCUGAUGAGAAAAACCAUGUGAUAUCAAAUGCAAACGAUGAGCUUGACCGCCAACUUAUGCGCUUGGACUCUAUAUUCCCUUUCAUUGCUGGCGAAAUCAGUGAAGAGGCUCGCCUUGGUAGUCUCACUCACUGGGCUUACUCGAAUCGGAAUGCUCCCAAGACUGCCACGAACGAGCGACCCCGACGAGAAGCUGCGUCAAACAAGGAUCUUGCGCAUGCUUUGCACGAAGCAGAGGCCGCAUCGCGAAGUGAGGCGAGACGGGAGGCCGUGUUGGCCCGCAGGCAACGUCGGGCGCAUGCGGAUUCGGAUAUGGAAGAAGCUCGGGCCGUUGGGUCUCGAAAGGGACAGAAUAACAAAAAUCGUGCUAUCGGGGGUGAUCAUGGACAUGGGCAAGCUGGCACGGCUGGUUCGAGCCAGACGAAACGCCGCAAGGUCGAACGGCCUGGUACUGCGGAGGCUGGCGCGACUAUGGAACGGUCUGCUAGUGGUGCAGGAGCCUCUGGACGAGCAGUGUCGAAAGAUGCUGUUGAUGCGACCAAGAAACGCUCACGGGCACCUAAUGCCAACGCCGCCGCCCGGAAACGAAACAACACUGGAGUCGCCAGCGCGGACUCACCCGUCAUUCCUGCUUCCCCGCUUAUUGGGACUGCUCCCGCCGCGAAUAUCUCACGCAGUGCGGCCAGCCCAGGGCCUGCGUCUAGACCGCAAUCCUCUCGAACACAGCAGGGUGCAACGCAGGCGAAUUCUCGGCAAAGACCCUCGUCUUCUGCGUCCAACCGUGUGCCUAGCUCAGGCAAAACUACUGAUAACAAGGCGCAAUCAAAAGAGACGCCGUCCAGAACAGAAUUGGUCCCUGUCUCAGAUCUACAGCGGGAUAUAUCUGAAGCCAUCGAUCCGUUAGAUUCCUCAAUAAUGCACACUCAAAGAGAAGAUAUCGACAGGAAGCUCGCCGAAUCAGUCGAACGCAUCGAAACACCCGCACCCGUCUCAACCAGUGCACCUAAAGGCCGGUCCUCCAAGAACUCGACUCCUGUACUCGCUUCCGCAGAACCAGUCCAGCAGCGCACGAGACCAACGCGGAGUUCAGACCCCGCGCCGAAACGCUCUCACAAGAAAAUCGGCAACAAUUCAUCCAUUGUGCAACCGCCACCAGUAUCGGAUCCGGAAGAGUCGCUUCACGAAGGCGAUGAUGAGGACGAGGAAGGCGAGCCGCGGUACUGCUACUGUAACGAAAUUAGCUUCGGCGAGAUGGUCGCGUGUGACAACGAUGCGUGUCCCCGCGAGUGGUUCCAUCUGUCAUGUGUUGGGCUCACGAAGCCGCCUGGACGGAAUGUCAAAUGCACAACAUUCGCGCAGCCAGUCUGGUCCAAGUAUACUCACUCCCUCACAACCCGCUGUCUACUGGAACCGGUGCCAAAACCAGAAGGCCCAGCAUUCGUACUCGAUCCUGCACUCCCACUUGCUGCUGCGCUUGCAGCGGCAGCCUCGCUUUCCAACCUCCUUCUCAAACCCUCAAACCGGGCCUCAUUUCUGCCACUUCUAGCAGAAAACACUACUCCUUCCUCCCCAACGACCCAGCCUGGAACCCUCCACCCGGAACUCCCACUCCCCGCCGCUAGAGGCAACACCUCUGCUCUCCAUGCAACGCCUACAAUCCAACCAAUUGCGGACGGAAGAAGCAUGUAUGGGAAUUGUGACAAUGAGAGCUGCGCGGCGAUUAGCGUUAGCGGGGAGAAUUUGUGCGCUGCGUUUCGUGGCUGGGAAGACGGCGAAAUAGGUGUGGGUGUAGACGUAGACGUAGACGUUGAGAUCGUGUACCGGUAUGUCGAGGGUAUGGAGGCGUGGUACUGCGCCAACAAGGCGAAUAUAGUCGCUGUUGGGCCAGAGGCAAAGGAAGGAUGGGUAACAAGUAUGAGAACGUACAGCAACCUUCCGAGCACCCCACCCCCGCUCAACAACCCGGCAAUGAUAAACGAGCAGCGCGGCGAACAGGGCCUCCGUAGAGUUUGCGAACCCGGCAGCCUGCCAUACCAGGCAGCGCCAGAACUGCCCGUAGGGAAAGAGAUGGGGGGAGAUGUAAAUGGAGGCGAAAUGUUUGAUGUCGAAGAUGGAGAGCGCGAUUGA